Messenger RNA from Tarenaya hassleriana, 2034 nucleotides. RefSeq names its product leucine aminopeptidase 1. Gene Ontology annotation, cellular component: cytoplasm. The coding region runs from base 56 to 1822 and encodes 588 amino acids. Gene Ontology annotation, biological process: proteolysis. The transcript has 10 exons. The record is from RefSeq and is a predicted model, not a curated record. NCBI's taxonomy places the organism in Eukaryota, Viridiplantae, Streptophyta, Magnoliopsida, Brassicales, Cleomaceae. Gene Ontology annotation, molecular function: metalloaminopeptidase activity; manganese ion binding.
AUAAAGAAAGAUACGGCAUCGUCCUUAUAAAUACAAGCAGCUUACAGUGCUUCGAAUGGCCGUCACUCUCGUUGCGUCUCUCACUUCUUCUCUCUCAUCUUCUUCGCCAUCUCUCUUCUCCCAUUCUCGCUCCUUCUCUUCUUCUUAUUCUUCCCGUUUCUCGAGAUUCUGGUUUUCGCCUGGUUUCAGGCUCGCUUUCGCAGUCAAUCCGCUCUACUCCUCUUCCAGAGCCAGAGCCAUGGCUCAUACCCUCGCACGCGCCACCCUUGGCCUCACUCAGCCCAGUUCCAUCGACCCUCCUAAGAUCUCGUUCUCAGCGAAAGACGUCGAUAUGACAGAGUGGAAGGGAGACAUACUCGCGGUUGGUGUAACGGAGAAAGACAUGAAAAAGGACGACAACUCAAAGUUCGAGAACCCGAUCUUGAAGAAGCUCGACGAUCAUUUGGGUGGACUCCUUGCAGAAGUCUCGUCCGAGGAGGAUUUCGCCGGAAAACCAGGCCAGUCAACGGUUCUGAGGCUUCCGGGUCUCGGGUCAAAGCGGGUCGGAUUGAUCGGUCUCGGAUCCAAAAUUUCAUCUCCAUCGACUUUUCAGAGCCUCGGUGAGGCUGUUGCUGCAGCUGCAAAAUCAGCUCAAGCUAGCAAUGUCGCUAUUGCUCUUGCAUCCCCAGAGAGUGUUUCUGAUGAAUCUAAGCUCAUUUCUGCUUCUGCCAUUGCUUCAGGCACUGUGCUCGGCAUCUAUGAAGAUAUCAGGUAUAAGACAGAAUCGAAGAAACCAUCUCUCAAAUCUGUGGACAUCAUCGGCUUUGGAACUGGUCCUGAACUAGAGAAGAAGCUGAAGUAUGCCGAAGAUGUUUCUUCCGGUGUUAUUCUCGGCAAGGAACUCGUCAAUUCUCCUGCCAAUGUACUGACCCCUGCUGCUCUUGCCGAGGAAGCAAAGAAACUUGCUUCAUUGUACAGCGAUGUUCUCACUGCAAAUAUCUUGGACGAGGAGAAAUGCAAAGAAUUGAAGAUGGGUUCCUAUCUCGGUGUAGCUGCUGCCUCGGCGAAUCCUCCACAUUUCAUUCAUCUUCUCUACAGACCUUCAAGUGGACCUGUUAAGAGAAAGCUUGCUCUUGUUGGUAAAGGUUUGACCUUUGACAGUGGCGGCUACAACAUCAAGACCGGACCCGGCUGUUCCAUUGAGCUCAUGAAGUUUGAUAUGGGAGGUUCAGCUGCAGUUCUUGGUGCUGCUAAAGCCAUCGGUCAAAUUAAGCCUCCCGGUGUUGAGGUUCAUUUCAUCGUUGCGGCCUGUGAGAAUAUGAUAAGUGGGACUGGAAUGAGACCCGGUGAUGUUCUCACGGCCUCAAAUGGAAAGACUAUCGAGGUCAACAACACUGACGCUGAAGGAAGACUUACACUUGCCGAUGCUCUGGUGUAUGCUUGCAACCAGGGUGUGGAUAAGGUUAUUGACCUCGCAACGUUGACGGGAGCAUGUGUUGUUGCUCUUGGACCAACAAUUGCAGGUUGCUUUACACCCAGUGAAGAACUGGCACACGAGAUCUUCGAUGCGUCUCAGAGCAGUGGAGAGAAGCUAUGGAGAAUGCCAUUGGAAGAGAGCUACUGGGAGUCAAUGAAGUCAGGUGUGGCUGAUAUGGUCAACACAGGUGGCCGUCCUGGUGGUGCAAUCACUGCAGCUCUCUUCCUGAAACAGUUUGUGAGCGAGAAGGUGCAGUGGAUGCAUAUAGACAUGGCGGGACCGGUUUGGAACGAUAAGAAGAAGGCUGCGACCGGUUUUGGUGUAGCCACGCUCGUGGAGUGGGUGCAGAAGAACUCAUCUUCUUAGAUGAAAUGUGGAUACAGAGAAUGGCUGAAACAUAGAGGGAGAGGGGGCCCUAGCUUUCAGGUGUUUUGAGUUGUUUUUCUGUGUCUUGAGUUCAAAACCCUAGUUUCAAUGUCGGAAUCAUGGCUUUAGAUCUUCUUCUUCUUCUGUUCCCUGAAAAGCGACGUAUCAGAAGAUAUGGAAUAAAGGGUCUUUCUUUCUGCUUGUCUUCUCCA